AAUAGGUUGAAGAGAAACGAUAAAAAAUGCAUCUCAAUUUUCGAUUCCGAUUCACUUUGGCCGACAUUUGAGUUUUUCAUUUUUCUCCUUUCAAGCGCAACGGCAACAACUUAAACAGUAAUACCCAAAUUAUGAUUCACGUGAUCCAUUUCCAAGCUUAAUUGCGCCUCUCAAAGUUUAUUGGAACCAUAAUUUCAGUACCACAGACGACGCAGAAUGCCAGAUUAUCCCCCCUUCGUGCCUUCAAUUCUGUUUCUGUUUUCUGUUUCAUCCCUCUAGCGAUUCUGAAUGCUGAGUUCUUACGUUCAACUGGGUUUCUUUGACUUCUCCUGCUUCUCGGAGUUAGUUGUCUGGGUCUCUCUCUAAUUCUUUCGUUGAGAUUUUUUGAGACUAAGGCGCAGCUUGUGGGAGUUCUUGAUUGGCAGUGUAGUGGAAGGAGCUAGCACUAGCAGUAUAGAAGUGAAGAAGGAUGUGUCUGUGGCCAAUGGUGUACGUGGAUCUUUAGUUAGCAAGCAUUUGCGUGAAAAUUUUUACUGGGUAGCUGUUGACACAUAGCCAAUUCAGCUAUUAUCAAUUUUUGUGGCCUUCUGAGUCUCAUGAGUUCAAGAAUGUUGGUUCCUUUACUUGAAGAGAGCACCGCAGCAUAUGGAGGACACAGGCAGCAUAGUAAUUUACUAUCACAUCAGUGAUAAAGAGAAGCACGAUAGGUCAUUUACUUGACUCUCCACAAAGACAAAAAAUCUGGAUUUUUUCCACAUGCGAGGAACUUACUACUCCAGUGCUCUUCAAUCAUAUUCUAAUGACUGUGUAAUGAUCAAUCACAAUGUGAAUAACACGUAUUUGGAAAUUGGAGGUUAGAUUACUUGGAAGACCAUUUCCUUCAUAAUUUGAGGAUUCUAGAUAUCCCCGCUCAUGGAAAAGGUUGUUCUGGGAAUUUUAGGUUAGGAACAGCGUGUUAGUGCACCUAUUGGCAGUGGAAAAAAUCUACUAUCGGAGGAGGAAAACGUCACUUUUUUCAGAUCCAUGACAGAGUGGAUUGGUACACAGAGGCCCGACCUAAAAUUUGAUGAAUUGUCAGGGGAAAAACAGAAACAAUUACUUGCAGAUCUAGUGAAGAUACAACGUGAUGGGACUGUAGAAGUUGAUAUAGAGAAAAAUGCCCCUGCUGCUUCAGAACUGUUAAAGCUUCAUCCUACCUCGGAAGGGUCAUCUCCCAGAGUUGAUGACAUCAUUUCUGAGUCCAACAAAUUGAUUCCAAGGUUGAAGAUUGCAAUACUUGUGGUUGGAACAAGAGGAGAUGUGCAGCCUUUCUUGGCCAUUGCAAAGAGGCUCCAGGAAUUUGGUCACUAUGUUAGGCUUGCCACUCAUACUAAUUUCAGAAACUUUGUGAAGUCUGCUGGUGUUAACUUUUAUCCUCUGGCUGGUGAUUCUCGUGAUUUGGCUGAAUAUAUGACCAGAAACAAAGGUUUCAUUCCAUCUGGACCGGGAGAAAUAUCUGUUCAAAGGAAACAUCUAAAGGUCAUUAUAGAGUCCACACUUCCUGCUUGCACUGAACCAGAUCUAGAAACUGGGAUGCCUUUUAGGGCUCAGGCAAUUAUUGCAAAUGCGCCUGCUUAUGGACAUACACAUGUUGCUGAAGCUCUUCGUGUACCUUUACAUAUAUUCUUUACAAUGCCUUGGACGCCAACAAAUGAGUUUCCUCAUCCAUUGGCACGUGUACCCCAAAAUACAGGUUACUGGCUUUCUUAUAUCAUAGUGGAACUACUGAUAUGGUGGGGAAUAAGGGGAUCCAUUAACGAGUUCAGGAGGAAGAAGUUGAAUCUUGCUCCCAUUGCAUAUUUUAGUACAUAUCGGGGAUCAAUUUCUCAUUUGCCUACGGCCUACAUGUGGAGUCCCUCUGUUGUGCCAAAGCCAAAGGAUUGGGGGCCUUUAGUUGAUGUUGUUGGCUAUUGUUUCCUGGACCGUGGAUUCAAGUAUCAGCCUGAAGAGUUGGUCGUGCAGUGGAUUCAAAAAGGAACAACACCCAUAUAUGUAGGAUUCGGGAGUAUGCCUCUUGCGGAGCCUCAGAGGACAAUUCAUAUCAUAUUGGAGGCAUUAAAGGAUGCAGGGCAAAGAGGAAUAAUUGACCGGGGUUUGGGAGGCCUAGGCAAUUGUACAGAACUUCCUGAAGAUGUACUCCUUAUACAAGACUGCCCCCAUGAUUGGUUAUUUCGUCAAUGUUCAGCUGUGGUUCAUCAUGGUGGUGCUGGAACUACAAGCACAGGACUUAGAGCUGGGUGCCCUACGACCAUAGUACCAUUCUUUGGAGAUCAAUUUUUCUGGGGUGAGACAACUCAUCAGAAAGGCCUUGGACCUGCACCGAUUCCUAUAUCUCAGCUAAAUCCCGUGAAUCUGUCCAAUGCUAUUAAUUUUAUGCUCCAGCCUGAGGUUAAACUUCGAGCAACUGAAAUAGCAAAACUUAUCGAUAGCGAGGAUGGUGUUGUGGCAGCUGUUAAUGCAUUUCAUCAUCAUUUACCUUCAGAGCUGCCUCUUCCACCUGCAUCCGAAGAGGAGGAAGACUUUGCAAGCCCUCUGCAAUGGCUUCUUUUAAAAGUGGAAAAAUGGUGCUGCCUUCCUUGUGGUCUUAGGUUUUGAUCUGCAAUGCCAUUUGAGGUAUAGGUACAACAAUAUAUUCUUUUCAUUCUUAGUUUUUGUAUUUCAUUCAUUCAAAUAUCUAAUUCAUAAAACUUGGUAGAUGAAAAUAAAUUAUUAUGUUCUUUUAGUAGUGUCUCAAUGGUAGUUCAGAAUAAGCAGAAUGUAGAGACUUGAGUAUUUAGUGCAAUAGUAUUCUUUGACAAACACUUGAAAUUCUCAAGAUACAGAUAAAACAUGAACUCAUAGUAGCUAGUGGCUCAUAAUUAUUCUAUUGCAAAGAUCACUUUACUUUCUCAAGGAGCAAGACCUUCAGGCGCAAUGGAUGGUGGGAGUGGAAGUGAUGGUGGUGUUGGAGGAUUGCUUCCUUUAGUAUCACAAUAGACCGCUAGAAUGUUAGCUUCUUCUACUGUAUAUCCCAAUGAGCCGAGUAAUGUUGACCAACACUUAUGUUGGAUGAUUUCGAUCGAUUGACAACAGUUGGGACUUAAGUUAAAUUUUCCGCUGAGAGAGAAUGUGAUAAUUUCACUGCUACAUGCUUCGAGUUGAAACAAAGAUCCCCAACAAUUUGAUGCAUUGUUUUCUAAAUUCAAUCGUGUUGCUAGGCUUGGCCUAGACUCGACCAUGAAUGAGAAGGCAAAAACUAGAAGACAUGUGAGAAUUAAGAGCUUUGAAAGGUAAGCCAUUUUUUUUUCUUUUUGAAGAAACUAGGUAAUAGAUGAGAAGAAGGCUAAAUUUCUGUGUUUGCCAUGGGCUGUAUGGAGUAGGGUUUAUAUAGGGGCAUGAAGAUUUUGUUUAUUUUAUGUAACAUAUAAAUGGAAAAAUGAAGGGAUUUCAUUUAUUUAUGAAAUGAAGUUAAUGAGUUUAUGUAA
This is a messenger RNA of Benincasa hispida (wax gourd), 3503 nucleotides long. It is a transcript of the gene UGT80B1, whose product is annotated as UDP-Glycosyltransferase superfamily protein. Gene Ontology annotation, biological process: carbohydrate metabolic process. The record is from RefSeq and is a predicted model, not a curated record. Lineage: Eukaryota; Viridiplantae; Streptophyta; Magnoliopsida; Cucurbitales; Cucurbitaceae. Gene Ontology annotation, molecular function: UDP-glycosyltransferase activity; hexosyltransferase activity.